AAAUUGAUGCAUUGAUAGCAGAAAAGAGAAGAGCUACAACGGGAAAAGAAGAAAAAUAUAGGAAAUAAUAUAAAGUUAGAAACGAGAAACCGCUGUGCCGACGGAACAGGUGGAGCCUCCGAUGCCGCCGCCGUCUCCGAUGAGGCCUUGACCCUAGAUCUAUAAGUUUCACCUGUUAUUCACUCAAGAGUGAGUUAAAUGAUGGUGGAGGUGCUAUUCUAAAUUAUGGUUCCAUGUGAAGAAGAUAUGAUGGUGCUCAUGAGAAAUGAACAAGAGCAUAGUGAGUCGGAAAUCAGUCGGCCAAAAAAGAAGAAGAAGCAAGAUGGAACAUCUCGUCCAGCAUGUUCUUGGGUGCAUUUUAGCCGUGAAUUUAUUAAGGAGUACACUGCAUCCCAUCCGGAAUCCUCGGGCUUGAAAGUGGCCACAAAAGCUGCAUCGGAUGCCUGGAAAUUGAUGACACCAGAAGAGAAGUCAAAAUACACUAAUCGUGCCCGUGAAGUAUGGGAUAAAUACUUGAGCACUACCCCCGCACGUAUUCCCAAGCCAAGAAGACAAACCAAACUUGUUACUAGAUGCUCUCCUGGUCGAUUAUUGAAUGUGUUGCAACGGCUCACACCUGACCAAAAAGCUGCUGUAAAGAGCAUGGGAUUUGGUAGUAUCCUCAACCUCAGAUGUCGAACUCUGCGACGCAGCCUGUGUCUUUGGUUAUUAGAGAAGUUUAAUACUGUCCGGCGCAGCUUGGAAAUCUGUAGCGAGCGCAUACCUUUAACUCCUCGAGAUGUUGAAUUGGUGAUGGGAUUGGCUUCAAGUGGGAAGGAUGUGGUUAACUCUGGACCUGAUGAGUUGAUUACUGAAUUGCGGAAGAAGUACAAUGCUACAAAUCGUGGGAUUUCUGUCAGACUCCUGGAAGAAAGGUUGGCAGUCCCAGAAGCUGGGGAGGAUUUUAAGAGGUCUUUUCUCCUUUAUGUGUUAGGCACUCUACUAUGCCCCACAGCGAGGCUGGAUGUUAGUCCAUCAUUUCUCCAUUUUUUGACAAACAUGGAGAUUGUACACCAAUAUAACUGGGGGAAGUUUUUACUUGAUCGGCUAGUUAGAGAAGUAGCUCGCUAUCGUCAAGGGAAGCAGCGUGCGGUUGGUGGCUGUCUUCUGUUUCUCCAGCUCUUUUAUUAUGAGAGUGUUGCUGUUGGUGAACCAUCUGAACUAUCCCCUGCUAUAUUUCCAUGCCUAUCUUCUUGGGGUGAAGAAGAAAUUAGUGAGAGAGAGAAGCAAGAGAGAGAACUUGGCGGUUACGGAUGUGGAGAGGUGGUUUGCAAGGAAAGAGGCCUCGGGAUGGGAAUGCUGGGGUAUAGGACCCAAUUAGACAGCAGUCACCUAGGUGUAAUGCCACCAGAUGUUGAAAAUUAUUCUCUACUUGAGCAGGUUGGCUAUCAGGCUGGAGAAGAUCAAGUUAAUGGGGGCAUGAUCACUGCAGAGGAAAAUAUGCCUAUAAAUGGUGAUGAAGGCAACACCGUCUGUGUGGAUAUUGAAAUUGCCGAUCCAGUGAGAGCACCCUGCAGAAAUGCUCAGUAUGGUUGUCCAGAAAUUGUGGACUACAACAAGAGAAGAGAGCACGAAGAAGUCUGCAUGAGUUCACCGUGUGCUUGCCCCCUUCGGAAGUGCCAUUUUGUUGGCUCGUCUGCACAGUUGUCGGAGCAUUUUAGUAGCAAGCACUGGGACUCGGGAAGACGGUUCCAGUAUAACUGCCCUUUACCUGUCACAUUAAACAAGAACGAAGCUUUCCUGGUGCUACAAGCCGAGAAAGAUGGUAUUCUUUUUCUCCUGAAUAAAGGAACCGAGAGUAUUGGGCAUACGGUGAUGAUAACAUGCAUAAGCCCGAGCUCGUCAAAGGAGCAGUAUCUGUAUGAUAUUGUAUCUGAAAGAGGAAAUAGUUGUCUCAGAUUGAAGUCAUACACAAACAAUUUUCCAGGUAGGGUUGAAGGAUCACCCCCUGUUGAUUUUCUCUUGGUUCCUUUUGGUUUUUUAAACGCAACUGGCAAGCUAGACCUAGAGAUGUGUAUAUGGAACUCAACGGAUAUAGGAGCCGAUUGAUCUUCAUUAAUCUAUAAUUCUCUCUCCUUGCAAA
Salvia miltiorrhiza (redroot sage) is the source of this 2122-nucleotide messenger RNA. RefSeq lists its product as uncharacterized. NCBI's taxonomy places the organism in Eukaryota, Viridiplantae, Streptophyta, Magnoliopsida, Lamiales, Lamiaceae. Gene Ontology annotation, molecular function: zinc ion binding. Bases 226 to 2088 code for a protein of 620 amino acids. The record is from RefSeq and is a predicted model, not a curated record. The transcript has 9 exons.